UUCAUACCAGUUUUAUUAACUGUAAGAUAGGGAUAAAGUGUUUUUAUCUUUGCCAAAGGAUAUUCAGUUCAACAUAUUUUUUUUAUGUGUAUUAAAGUAUUUAUACUAUGAUCAGAAUGACGUAAAGUCAACUUAAUUGUAUAUUUAAACCGAUUAAUGUCAUUCAAUUUUCUAAUAACAUAUGAUUUCGUGGUUAUAGUCAAAACAAAUUUCACGCUUCAUACACUCAAAAAGCCGAUAUCUAUUCAAAGCCUAAGGACGAGGCGAUAUCUACAAAAAAAUAAAUUUCGAAGGCGAAGAGCAAAGUUGAAGCUGAUAUAUACCUUUUUUUUUAUUUUAAAAAAAAAUAAAGUUCCGAAAGAAAUGAAACAUUUUUGACUUUACUAAUUAAAGCGUAACAUCAAAGCCGAUAUAUAUCGAUCCAAAACCUAUAAAAACUGAAGCUAAUAAAUACCGAUUCAAAAUGCAAAAUCGAAACCGAUAUCUAAAAAAAGAGAGAAU
Messenger RNA from Rhizophagus irregularis DAOM 181602=DAOM 197198, 501 nucleotides. The record is from RefSeq and is a predicted model, not a curated record. NCBI's taxonomy places the organism in Eukaryota, Fungi, Glomeromycota, Glomeromycetes, Glomerales, Glomeraceae.